Messenger RNA from Pollicipes pollicipes, 1089 nucleotides. RefSeq lists its product as uncharacterized. The record is from RefSeq and is a predicted model, not a curated record. Lineage: Eukaryota; Metazoa; Arthropoda; Thecostraca; Pollicipedomorpha; Pollicipedidae. The transcript has 2 exons. The coding region runs from base 1 to 1089 and encodes 362 amino acids.
AUGACACCACCCAUCGGAUCAGAUGUGUCUGUGCCGACAGGGGACGUGGCUUCCGCCUUCUUCUCCGUCCCCAGCCUUGAUCUGCACUCUGACCACACCUGCAGCCGGGUUUUCAGCCUGUCCGACUCGCGCCCUUUCUGGGAGGCGGAGGAUACGGCGCCGCCGCGCUGCGGAGCCUCCAGCCUGGGCGUCAGCGACGCGCGCGUCUGCUUGCGGCGCCUCACCAACUCGCGCCAACGGCCGGCACACCUCGUCCUGGUUGGCGACUCGCGCGCUCGCAUCCUGCUCGAAUGGCUGUCGGCAGAGCUGGAGUUGCAGUUCGAGGGCCGGCCCGUGCAGGAUCUGUUCCCGGACGUGGCCAACGCCUCGCGUCACGUUGUCGGCCACCCGGCGCUCUGCACGGAGGGCUUCAAACUGUUCGACUCGACGCGCACACACUGGCAGAAGCUCGCCUGCAGCCUCGUAGCAGCCAGCCCCCUCCUGCGCGUCGAGUUCUUCUGGCGCGCGCACGCGGACGACGCGUACCUGAACGUGCUGAACGCGCUGGCCGACGAGUGUGGCCGGGGCGGCGCCUGCCCCGACCUUGUGGUGCUGACGGCCGGCUACUGGUAUGCAAAGCCGUUCCAGGAUGAGACGCGUAUGCCGCUGCAGGAGCGCGUGCUGCGCUUCCGGAAGGAUAUGCUGCCGUUCGCGCGCCACGUCCAGGCGCUGGCGGCCUUCACCAAGGUGGUAUGGAAGCUGGACGGGCCGGAGAUGACCGAGAGCAGCGGCAAGAAUUCUCUCAUCGGCGGCGUCAUCCUGUCGUCAAACGCCGUCGUAUUCGACGUGUACAGACAGGCACUCGGUGCGCAGCCGUGGACAUCUUCCCUGGCGGACACGCUGCGCUUCUACCACUCGGUCUGCCUGCCGCUGGCGGCGCAGCGCGCGCUCCAUACGCAGGCCGUGCGCCACGAGUGCCUCGACGAGAACCACGUGGGCGCCUCGGUGCGCGCUACCGCGGGCAACGCCCUGCUCAGCUUCGUGUGCCACCGUGCGCUCGAGCGCCGGCCGGGGCACUGCUGUGGUGCGGGGGUCCAAAGUCUAGUAUAA